This is a messenger RNA of Siniperca chuatsi (mandarin fish), 1631 nucleotides long. RefSeq names its product SAP30 binding protein (gene sap30bp). The record is from RefSeq and is a predicted model, not a curated record. The coding region runs from base 58 to 972 and encodes 304 amino acids. Lineage: Eukaryota; Metazoa; Chordata; Actinopteri; Centrarchiformes; Sinipercidae. Gene Ontology annotation, cellular component: nucleus. Gene Ontology annotation, biological process: regulation of DNA-templated transcription. The transcript is spliced from 10 exons.
UUACAAUUUCACUGACGUUAUUACUCUGCGACGGCCGUUUAUGCGACGCAUACAGCAAUGGCGAGCGGCAAAAAGAGUGCUCUGCUUUCCUCUUUGGCAGAGUAUGGGGACGAUUCAGAGCCUGACUCUGACCCCGAAUUAGAAGAGACAGGGGGGGCUGGAGGAGGUCUGGUGUACAGCUAUGGUGAUGAUGACCUGAACCGGACUGAGGGUGCCGAUGACAAGGGGUCUGGAGAUGAAGACAGCAGAGAGAGCAACUCGGAAAUGGACGAAUCUGACGAGGGGAGGGACGCGGAUGAUGUUGAGAUCUCAGAAGCCGAAAGAAAGGACCCCAAUGAGCUAGUUGCUCUAUUCUCGGAGAAGGUGAGGAACAUGUCACCUGAUGAGAUCAGGAUCCCCGCCCCGCCCCCUGGACGCUGCUCGAGCCAACUACAGGACAAGAUCCACAAGCUGUAUGAGAGGAAGCUCCAUGGAGAUUUUGACACAAACAGCCACAUCCAGAAAAAGAAAGAAUUUAGAAACCCAAGCAUUUACGAGAAGCUCAUUCAGUUCUGCAGUAUCGAUGAACUGGGAACUAACUACCCAAAAGAUAUGUUUGAUCCUCAUGGCUGGUCAGAGGACUCUUACUAUGAAGGUCUAGCCAAAGCCCAGAAAGUGGAGAUGGACAAACUGGAGAAAGCCAAGAAGGAGCGAACCAAGAUUGAGUUUGUCACGGGGACUAAGAAGGGCACCAACCCCUCCAGCACAGCAGCCCCCACCACCAGCAACACCACCACCACCACAGCCACAGCAGAAGCCCAGAAGAGGAAAAGCAAGUGGGACUCUGCAAUCCCUGUGACCCUGGCCCAGCCCACCAUCAUCACUACCACCGCGACCCUGCCUGCUGUCGUCUCUGUGACAACCACUGCUAGCGGCACCAAGACCACUGUCAUCUCUGCAGUGGGCACCAUCCUAAAGAAGGCAAAGCAGUGAACACAGAGAAUGGGCAGAAACAUGUUUGACUAUACGAGUGAGCGAAACAAUGACCAACACGAAGCUGGAAGAAGUGUUGUCCUGUGCUCAUUAUAUAUGUGAAAAGAUGCAGAGAGAGGACAAAUGAACCGAUGGACACUCGGUGUACAUUUUUAGAACCCACCUACAAAUGCCCUCUGCUACACAUGGACUAAUCUAAAGACUUAACUGCCUUCUAUCUCUGGGAUUGCGUCUGCAUUAUUGCGUCAUAAAGCCAAAUUCACAGUUUGGUGAAAAUACUACAUACAAUAGAUCCUCUGAAAGUGUGAUGCAUGCAGAUGAAACACGUCUGUCAUUCUUUUUUUUCUUUUUUUUUAUAUAUGUUGGCAAUAGUUGAAAGUUUAAAACAGUUGAAGAAAACAAGAGCAUGACAAUGAUCGAAUAAGGAAAAGGGUCCCAAACAGACCUGGUAGAAAUAUCUGAAAAAUUGUUUAUUUUUCUAUCCAUACUUGCAGUAUGUUAAUGCCUCUUGUAGCAGUUAUUUGUAAUAGCUCGACAUGUGCAUCAUUAUUUUUAAUUUUUCUUCAUUGGCUUAUUGACGUCUCUACGGUAAGAUUUUUUACACUUGUACAUAUGUGUUGAUGAUAAGGUGAAUAAAUGGUUCAGAUGUUGCCUUUUCA